Ictalurus punctatus (channel catfish) is the source of this 3851-nucleotide messenger RNA. RefSeq names its product MAP6 domain containing 1 (gene map6d1). Gene Ontology annotation, molecular function: calmodulin binding; microtubule binding. Gene Ontology annotation, cellular component: cis-Golgi network; microtubule; Golgi-associated vesicle. Gene Ontology annotation, biological process: microtubule cytoskeleton organization; cytoskeleton-dependent intracellular transport; regulation of microtubule cytoskeleton organization. The record is from RefSeq and is a predicted model, not a curated record. The transcript has 4 exons. Lineage: Eukaryota; Metazoa; Chordata; Actinopteri; Siluriformes; Ictaluridae. Bases 189 to 1148 code for a protein of 319 amino acids.
UAAUUACAUCAACUUCAGCUUAGGAAGGGUUGUUAAUUAUCUAACUAGUUGAAUCUGGGCAGGGAAAACACUAAAAUGUGCAGGCCUACAGGACUAGCGUUGGGAACCUGUGAUGUAAUGUGUAAUCAUUUUUGUUUGUGACUACCCCUGAAAAUUGCCCUUAGAAGAUCAUAUAGUCUCUCAAGCAUAUGAAUAAUGAAAUAAUCACACCAGGAAAUUUUUGUGAAACAGUUUUUAAGUUACUGAACUGUAAUGUUUGCCUGCAGAGGGAGACAUUCACAACUUAUCCGAGCCACUCCAAUCAGAAAUAUGUUUUGGAGCUCAGGUCUAAGUCUUUACAUCCUCUCAGACAUACUCAGACCACUAUGGCAUGGCCAUGCAUUAGCCGGGUGUGCUGUCUGGCGCAGUUCUGGAACCAGUUUGACAAAUCGGACCUGUCUGUCCCACUGACCAUCCAAAACUACUCGGAUAUCGCAGAUCGGGAGAUCCGCUCGGUAACCGGAAACGUUCCCGCCGAGCGAGCGCAGACGCGCGAUCACGCCACCCCGGACCACAGAGACUCUUCCGCGGCGCAGGACGGCGGAGGAAACCGAGUGGGUCGCAGGCGCGCGGAGCCGAGUUCCCAACCGCGCGAGGACGUGCCGUUCCCCAGCGUGACCCAGUAUAAACAGGACUACAAACCAUGGCCCAUUCCAAAAAAAGACAACUUUCCAUGGAUUAGUAACGGCGUCGGGAAAAGCAGCCCGGUAAAGCAGCAGCACCCAGCGCGUGCAGGAAAAGAAGAGCGCGCGGGCAGACAGAGACACGCGGAGAACGAAGCGGCCAAAACGAGCUCUUACAGAGAGGAGUACAAGUCCUGGGCAGGGGUGCAGCCAUCCAAGCCCAUUCUGAAAAGGCCUACAUUCCUGGGUAUGACUACCAGCGAGCCUCCUCCUGAGACCAGCUACCAGGCUGCCUUCAGUGCCGACACACAAAGACAUGUGGACGUCAGUGUGCCGGACAUGACCACACGCACACAGCCCAGCAUCGCAGAGAUGGCAGGCAGGCCUGAGGUCAGUUCCAGACCAGAGGAGCAGCUGGUGAGGACGAAGUUGUCUCCCAACCCGUCUGCUGUGUUCCAGAGUCGAUCACGAAUCUUCAACAUCUGACCCAGUGGACCAGUUAACCAGAAAACAAAUAUGGACUUAGGAUUUUACUUUGAGACAAUGCACACACAACUCACUGAGCUUUUAGGGAAUGUUUCAAAAGCUGCAGCAACAACCUUUAACAGGCUGAAUCUGAAAUGCUACAGAGGGUUUAAGUGAUAAUCUGAAAGUGACUGAUGGAGUAAUAAAACACCCAAGAAUAUUACUCUAAACCGUUUCAUAGUGCUGCAUGGGAAGGAAUGAUAGAUGAAUGUAGGGCUAAAUUCACUUGGUGUGAAAUCUAUGCAAGAGAAUGAAUUUCUGAAAUUAAUGUCUGUUUCAUGCAAGUCUCUAGUAUUUUGAUAUACUGUGGCAUCCUUAUAUAUUAUUGGUAUCCUUCAUGAAAAUGAACAAAAAAUAAACUAUACAAAAUCAAUAACGAGCAGUAAAUGAUAUUUUGAGCGUAUGCAUAAAGGCACAUUGUAUAUUUUUAUUUAAAAUCUUUUUGUGCUUCUUCUAACAAUGGUUUUCAGUAGUGCAUUUUCUUCUGCAAAAGUGACACAAUUAAAACACCAUUAAUAUACUCAGCAAAAAAGAAAUGUCCUCUCAUAUUCAACUGCUUUUAUUUCCAUCAAAUUUCUUAAUAUGUGUAAAUAUUUGUAUUAACAAACAUACAAAUGUUAAAGGGGGGGUCAAUAUCAAAAGUAACAGUGAGAAUCUGGUGGCCUCCAGCUGCCAGAUCUUAAGUACUACAGUGCAUCUCAUCCUCAUGGACUGCACCAGAUUUGUCAGUUCUUGCUGUGAGAUGUUACUCCAGUCAUCCACCAAGGAAUAUUUGCAAGUUCUCGAUCACGUCUAAGGGGAUACAUGAUUACAUGUAAUUUUCCACUGCAAGGACAAUCAGCUGUCCUUCCUGUCUCCCUGUAGCACUGUCUUAGGCGUCUUACAUUACAGACACUGCAGUUUAUUGCUCUGAACACAUCUGCAGUCCUCAUGUCCCCCUGCAGCAGGCCUAUGGCAUGUUCAUGCAGGUGAGCAGGAACCCUCGGCAUCUUUCUUCUGGUGUUUUUCAGAGUCAGUAGAAAGUUCUCUUUAGUGUCCUAGGUUAUUGUAACUGUGACCGUAAUUGCCACCUGCCUGUAAACUGUUAGUGUUUUAAUGACUGUUCCACAGGUGCAUGUGCAAUAAUUGUUUAUGGUUCAUUCAGCAAGCAAGCAUUGUUUAAACCCUUUCCAAUAAAGAUCUGUAAAGCUUAUUUGGAUUUUACAAAAUUAUCUUUAAAAUACAGUCUCCUGAAAAGGGACGUUUCUUUUUUUGCUGAGUAUAUUUUGUGAUGCUUGCACUGGAGAGAAUAAUAGCACUGGGUCUCUUCUUGUAAUGUUUAACAAGGUUUGAGGCACUUGUGGAGGAUAUUGGUGCACUCCUCCAUGCAGAACCUUUUAAGCGCCUUUAUAUUCAUAGGUUUAUACAUGCCAACUUCUUUCUUCAAUUCAGACCACAGGUUUUCAUUAGUGUUCAAAUACAGAGACUAAGAAGACCAAAACACAGAUUUUGUAUUUCUUUCAUCAUUUUAGGUUGCAUACUUGUUGGAAUCUUAUUGGAAGCCCUAUCUAUGGCCUAGACUAAACCUACUGGCAGAGGCAACCAGGUUUUAUAAUGAAAUAUCCAGUUCAGUCUUCACAAGAGCCCCAGAACAGCCAAUUUGAAGAUAGUCCCCAAACAUCAAUUAUCCAUAUUUUACAGACUAUUUAGAUUAUUUUACAAGUGUAUGCAGUUCCCUUUUGUCAGCAAAAACAUGCUGAUGGUACGCAUGACCAAAAAGCCUGAUUUUGAUCUCCUCUCACUGAAAAAUCUGUAAAUCUAAUGGCUCUAACUUUCUUUGGGACUGAGAUUUUUAUGGCCAUAAUUGUGUUUAGUGGUAUUAUUAACUUCGUAUAUAUUAUCUUAUGUGUAUUACUUAAUUUGUGCAGGUCAACAAUGAUCUGUUUCUUUUCUAUCGAAAGUUCUUUGUCUUUUGCCAUGGUAAUGAAUAAUGUAUGUUUUUCAAGAAUUACAAUCUUCGCAUUUAUUUAAAAUAUUCUUGCAAUAAUUUUGCCACAUAUUUUUGAGAGAAAAUACUAUUAUUUACAUAGUCAUAAUGAGAAUGAUUUUGAUAAAUAGUACAAUAGUUUCUCUGUUGUUGUUUAUAAAAUCUUUUUUUUUUUCUGCUCAUGUUUAUGAUGGGUGCCAAUAAUUCCAGUAGGCACUUUAACAGGGAGAGACAUAUUGUGGCUGUAUGAAUUAAUGGAAUUAGACUGAUCAUGUACUAGAACACAUAUGCAUGUUUCACAAUAAUUUAAAUAAUUUAUUUGUUUCAGGUGUUUGAUAACUGUGAUGUAUGUAUGCAUGCAAGGGUGUGUGUGUGUGUGAGAAUUAGGCUGGAAAGAUGUCUUUUGAAUAUUUAAGUUAAGCUUUACCUCCUUGUAGAGCCAGUUAUUUGCUGGAAGGAGUCUGAUGCCUCCACUAUAUGCUUCUUCCCUUCAAACCCUGCAGUAAAUCAAAAUGUACUUAUUUAUGGAAUUUUUAGCAACUGAGCAACUCAGAAGCCAUGUUAAUUUAUUUUGUUAAUUAGUUCUUGAUAGAAAUGUUAAAAAGUGGAGAAUGUACUAUUCUGAAAUAAAAUCUACAAUAUUACUAUAUUUGUGCUUUAAUAAAAUGCCCACUCUCUCAGAGUGUGUAUGUAGUGAA